Messenger RNA from Drosophila albomicans, 1726 nucleotides. Its product is annotated as fatty-acid amide hydrolase 2-A. The coding region runs from base 108 to 1703 and encodes 531 amino acids. NCBI's taxonomy places the organism in Eukaryota, Metazoa, Arthropoda, Insecta, Diptera, Drosophilidae. The transcript is spliced from 4 exons. The record is from RefSeq and is a predicted model, not a curated record.
CUCACAGUCUCAGUGUGCUGCCGGCUUUCUCAGCUGAUGCAAGCAUUAAAUUCGGUUUUGUUUUCGCUCUCUCGCUGCGUUCUCCGUUCUUUCGCUGUUCAUUCGCAAUGGAGUUCUUUGUCCGUCUACUUUUGCUAACCAUAAAAUUUGUUUCUUUCCUUGCAUAUCCGUUACAAUUCAUGUUUCGGUUAUGGAUGAAACGACUAUUUCGUGACGACACCGUAUCUCCUCCAAUCACCAAUCGCUUGUUAACCUACAAUGUGCAGGAACUGCGCAAUCGACUACGUGCACGCAAGCUGAAAUCCUAUGAUCUAGUGAGCGCAUAUAUCGAACGCAUCAAACUCGUCAAUCCCAUACUAAAUGCCAUUGUGGAAGAUCGUUUUCUCGGCGCUUUGCGAGAUGCGCGUGCCGUUGAUAAGCGCAUUGCAUCCGCCGGCGAUUUAAGGCAACUCUUCGAGCGACUCCCGUUACUUGGUCUGCCCGUCACCGUCAAGGAAUCCUGUGCAUUGGGUGGCAUGCGCUUUGCCGUUGGCAGCAUCUCUCGGAAACGUGUUCGUGCCACCGAAGAUGGCGUUGUUGUGGCACGCAUACGCGCCGCUGGCGCCAUUCCCCUGCUCGUAUCUGCCACGCCAGAAUAUUGCUACUCCGUGGACACAGACACGCUUAUCAAUGGACGCAGUCUGAAUCCCUAUGACUAUGGUUGCACUCCCGGCGGCAGUUCCGGAGGCGAAGGCGCCUUGAACGGGGCGGGAGCUUCGCUCUUUGGCAUUGGCUCCGAUAUUGGCGGCUCCAUACGCAUUCCAAGCUUAUUUUGCGGUGUCUUUGGCCACAAGCCCACCGGCGGCAUUGUUUCCGUCGAUGGCCAUUUUCCCAACUCUAAUGAUGCGGAUUUCAAAAAGUUUUUGACCAUUGGUCCCAUCACAAGAUUCGCCACAGAUCUCAGUCCAUUGCUGGAGAUUAUGGCGGGUCCGAAUGCGGUCAAAUUGCGUCUGCAUGAACCCGUUGAACUCACCAAUAUCAAAGUGCACUACUCCUUCGGUUUCCAAGGACUCAAUGGACUGAUGCAUCAGAGCGUCGAAAGAGCCAUUAAAAGGUCGAUACAGAGAGUAGCCACAUUUUUCACUAGGCUUGGCCUCAAGGUGCAACGUGUCAACUUGCCGGGAUUCCGCAACUCCUUAGAGUUGGGAUUGAGCGGCAUUGCUCGUCUAGAGAAUAUGCAAUUUGUACUCGAUGGACAAUUUAGAAUGUAUGAUACAUUAAGGGAGUUGGCUCGCAGUUCCACCGGAAAUUCGAUUUAUACGACGAAUGCUCUGAUCUUUGAUCUUAUGCGACGCAACAGCGCAUUUAUGCCCGGGGAGCAACUGGAGGCCUACAAGGAGGAGACAGAAAAGCUGACCACUGAAAUGAUUGAAUUGCUUGGUGAGGACGGCGUCUUGCUGUUUCCUACAAUGCAUUCGACGGCACCGCGACAUGGCUUCACAUCACUGCAUCUGUGGGGCGUGGAUUACACUCUACUUUUCAACGUUCUCGGGUUGCCCGUGACUCAUGUGCCCAUGGGACUCAAUGGAAAUGGUUUGCCAAUUGGAUUCUCGGUGAUUGCGGGACCGCAUCAGGAUCGUUUGUGCCUGCGUAUGGCCGUGGAAUUGGAGCAAGCUUUUGGUGGUUGGUGGCCGCCAUCACCCCACGAAUUUGAUAUUUAUUAAUCAAAAAUAAAAUGCAAAAAACA